AUGUUCAAGGUACAACCCAAAGGUAAAGGUAAAGACAAAAUCCGAAUGGAUCUUGAGGAUGAGGACAAGGGUGGAAACCAUGCCUACGUCAAAAUUCACGUUUGCCAGGCUUCGUAUGGAGACUGUUUGGCACUUGAGUUUGACGAAAAUGCCUCUAGCGAGGCAUCCGUUGGAUUAAAAGUAGUUGAAAAUACCCCAUUGAUCAAUGUUCCGAAUCCGCUCCUGAACCCCCAGGGUCAGAAAGACGCGGUUAUAGGCACUGGAUCAGAUAUGACGAUGGUCGAAGAAAAGGGGAAGAAAAAGGUGACCAAAAGCAGUAAAACGGACAUGACUAUGGUGGUAGAAAAUGGCAAGAAAGACACGGGUAUAGGUGGUGAAUCGGAUAUGACGAUGGUCGAAGAAAAGGGCAAGAAAAAAGUGACGAAGGGCAGUAAGACAGACAUGACUAUGGUGGUAGAAAAGGGUAAGAAAGACGUGGUCACAGGGACUGGAACGGACAAGAAGAUGGUCGAAGAAAAGGAGAAGAAAAAGGUGGUGAAGGACCCCACCCAGAUAAAACUUAUACAAGAUUCUACAUUGGAGAAGCAUCGAAAAAAGGGCAAGACACGCAAGGUUAUUCUCAUUGAUGGAGGCCCAGGCAAUUACCAAAUUCAUGGAACCAGAGUACCCCCAACGACACCACUAGCUGUGAGUGGACUUUGGCAAAAGGUUAACAUGUAUGCCAUGCUUAAUACGCUCGUUCCAAAAGGAAGCCCAAAUACAUUGGACACUCUGGUGAUAACGCAUGAUGAUGCCGACCAUAUAAACGGUAUUCAUCAAUUGAUGAUGAGCAUGGCCGAUAGGUCGGGGGCAGGCCAUCCGGACUUUCAAUUUGCUCGAGGCGUAGAAGCGCUUGAGGACAAAAAGCCACCUUUCAACAACAUAUGGUACAAUUCUCCAACCCUUCUAUUCAAAAACAAUCGUGCGAAAGGGUGGUUGGACCAGGACAUUGAAACCUUGGAAGCAAAGUGGAACGUGAAAAUGCCUAGAUGCAAUGCAGAGUUUGGGAAAAUUCCUAACGAAAUCCCUGCAUUCAACAAAGUAAUUGGUGGAGAGGACGCCAAAACGCUUCUAUUCAAAGGUAAGACCGAGCGGGGACGUCUUCAAUUUCAAUUCUUAUCUCCAAACUACAAUCAGGUCUAUAAUUUGAAGAAAUUAUAUGAGGAAGGGAAGAAAACGGAGAAAAAGUCUAGAGAAGAAAAAGUUGAUAAACCUUCAAACAGUGGUAAAGGUUCAAAAGGGGGCACGAGUUCAAAAGGGGACAAAGACAGAGGUCGAAGAGGGGAGAAAGACAGAAGUCCAAGAAGGGACAAAGACAAAGGUCUUAAAGGGGGACGAGGUUAUUCAAAGGGUGGAAAGCCAAAAAUGUACGAUGACUCUGAGGAUGAGGAGCCCGAUGACGGCAAAGGCAGGAACAUUAAAGCAGAAAAAGCAAAGGCAAGCAUGGCUCGCAUGGCUCGCAAACAAAUUUUACAAGGUAUCGAGUGGGAAGGACUACCUUCAGCAAAUGGAAAUGCUCCCAUCUAUUCAGCGACUGGUGUUGCUGAGGAGGUACGCCUCAGCGAAGAGCAUGAAAAUUUGAUUGCUGAGCGCAUUACCGGAAAUCCAAGAGAUUCGAGCGCGAAAAAUCAAUCAUCUCUUGUUUUCGUUGUGAGAGAUAAGGCUAAUAAAUUCAGCGCCGCCUUUACGGGCGAUGGAAACGCCACAGCGUCGUUCCUACAAAUGUGGGAUGGUCCUCCCAUUCGCUACAAUGUUCUGAAAAGUAAGGGCCAAAUACAAAACAAAACCUGUGAUGAGCAUAUGGCCGCAGAUAGACUGACAACUUUCAUGCAGUCAUGCACCACGGGAGUCAGCACAACAACUGUAGGUACUCCAUUCUUGGCCUGUACCAACAGGCUGAUUAAUCCGGCUAUCGUAGGUUGGAGUACCUCCAAAGUCAACAGAAGGAUCAAAACUCGUGGAACCGCUUUCAAGAAGCAAAUGGCAUAUAUAGAAUCAAACAAACCCUUAUGGUCCAAGGUCCCCAAGAUCUGCACUAAAGACAAACAGGUGCAAAUCUCCUCGGCUGCCACAGAGGGCCACCGCAAUCCCCACCUGAGCACGUUAGCGGGCAUAAUAACUCGUGCAAUUGUUUGCCAGGAGGAAAACGGAAUUGACAUCUACCUAACGUCUCAGGUUUUGACGGAGCAAAUUGAAGGAUUCAUGCGCAAUUUCGGUGAAUUGCCAGCUGACUUAGAACUUGAGCUUCAAGAUAUCACCAAUGAAGAAGCUCUCAAUGCGGCCAGGAUGAUGAAGCCUAAAGAAGGCGAACUAAAGCUUUUCUGGGAUGAAGAUGGUUCCUACUAUCGCAUAUGGCAGCUUAGACCAAAUAUUGACCCAAAAUUUGGGACAAUAAUACUCGACCCGUGGAACAAAACUUACGACCCCAAUCCCGCAUGGCAAGCGGUGUCGUUCACUGAGCAAUUUUGGAUUGAAUUUCACGAACAGAAUUUCACUACCAAGGUCCGAACUACCGUUGGUGGUGUUGACAAAAGGCCAAUGGUGAAAAAAAUGAAAGAAAAAAGGGAGGAGAGGAAGAAGAGGAAAGAGGAAGUGAAGGAGGAAAAAGCGGAAAAGAAGAAGCAGGAAAUCGAAAAGAAAAAGGAAGAAUCGAAAAAAAGGCCAGCUGGCAAAACCUUGAAAGAUAAACCCACAACUAAACCUGGCAGGAAAACCAAUACCCUCAUUACCAAAAAAAACGAUUCUGAGGACGAAUUCUUCACUCUUCAGGCAGACGAUUCCAUAUUCCUAGACGAACCUGUGUCCAAUGAUCAGGUAUCCAUCAUGAACAAUUCAGCGGACCCAGAACCAACCCAGAGCCAAGUUGAUAUUCAAAUGGAGAAGGUGUUAAAGAAAGCAGUUGGAGUUGAAGGGCUAUUGUCCCCUGAUACUUUUACUAAAUUUGACAUCAAAGCGUCACGGUUGAUCUCUGAAGGCCUUACUGCAUUCCAGGUUAUUGUGGACUACCUUUGGUUUCCAGACACAGAAUCUAGUGUCGACUUUCAUAUACGUUAUGCGAAUGAUGAAUUUGUUGCGGACGGCUACAAAAUGACGCUUAAGAACCUUUGGAGUACCAUCCCGAGAGGACUUAGUACCAUUGAUGCUUUGGCAGCAUCGAUAAUGCUGCCUGGAAAGGACUCUUCUAUCAAGAUUGAUGAUUUUCUGAGUAUCCAUGACUGCGGUCUUGUGGUAGAGAGGACGUCACCCAUAAUAAAUGACCUCCAUUUGAAGUCCAUUUUCGGAACAGCCUCGUUCAGCGAUGAGAAAUCUUUCCAGCCAUUUGGGGAUAUCAUUACAUUGAGACUGCUAACCAUCAGACUGCAAAUUGGUAAUCUCUUCUCUAUUACACCUCUCAAAGUAUUUGUUCGCAUCCAAGAAAAUAUUUCCAUUAAGGAUGUGUUGGUACCAGUUGUAUUUGAAACCAGAAGAAGCCGAGGAGGUGACCAGACGAUUUACCAACUUUCUUACAUCGCUGCUGCUGCCGGCCAAGGUUUAACGCCAGCCCAAAUACUCGAUUGGCUUAGCCCUGGAGACUUAGACCUCUCAGCCAUACCUGGCCUGAAAAAGUUGAUGAAAUCCGUGCAAAUUUUGUCUUUAACACUUGGAUGGCACGGCAGCACUUCUAACAAGUCUUUCUCUGCUAAACCAGACUUUAUUGAGAUUACCAUCGAGCUUGAUCAACUUAAACUUGUUCCAGACAUAUUAUCUGUUGAGAGGGCAAUUUUAGAACUUCGCCUAGACCGAGCAGCUUCUGGAUAUGACCUCUCAUUGACAAGUCAUGCUGAAAUCACAAUUGGACAGUGUGCGGUCGAAUUUUUCAUUGCCUACGGCGAUCGACCAGAGUGGUUUAACGUGUACGGAGACGAUGAUAUCCCUGGUCAUCUUAAACUCUCAUUGAAUACUACCUACUCUGGAUCGUUAUCAUUGUCGAAUAUUUUGGGACAUUUUAUGCCUAACGUCCAAUGUCUUCCUCCAGCAUUCCAGACCUUAUUAACAAAGACCGGCAUCACAAAGUUCAGAUUGGGGGUAGAAGAGAAUGAUUCCGGACAUAAUUCUAUCUCGAUGUUGGACAUCGAGAUUGUUCUUGAAGAGGACGACAUAACUGUUUUUGAAGGGCUUAGUAUUAGCAGACCACAGUUCAACUUACGCAUUGACUAUCCAAGUGAUAAAGAUCGAAGAACUAUCAAUGCAUCCAUAAGUGUUACGACGACAAUUCACGAUGAAGACAUCAAGGCCACCAUCUGGCUUGACUCUGGGGAAGACACCAUUGUCGGAGUGACGCUUUUCCCGACGGACAAUGAUAUCCCCUUGGGUGAUAUCAUCACAUUCUUUGGGCAAAAACUGUCUGAAUGUUUAAACCUACCUACCCCCAAAGAUUUCUCUUAUCUUGAAGACAUCACAGCCGGCCCGAUUUAUCUCUCAUUCCGCAAAUCCAGUGAUGAAGGCUUUAAGAUUGAUUCGUUUUUCAUUGCGGUCGAAGCAGAUCGCGAGUUUGAGCUCUGGAAUUCUCCCCUCGUAAGUUUCUCUAACGUCACAUUCGCGGCAAGCUACAUUCGAGGGUCUGGCAUGCACAUUGGCUUUGGUAUCUCGUUGGCAGUUGGAAGCUACCAGCUGAUGGGAAAUCUUUCGUACGAUUGCGCGUACCAUGAUUCGACCAUUACAGACGAGUCACAAAAAGUAGAUGGCACACCCACAAAAGACCUAACGGCUUACACCGCCAAAGUACGAUUUGAAGGGGAGCUAUCUCUGCAUGAAAUUCUUUCCAAGAUGACUGGGGUCAAUAUCAAAGACGUUCUACAUCAAACACAACUAGACAGCAUAACCAAAUACACCGACAUUACUAUACACACAGUGGAUCUCAGGUUGUCAAAAACCACGUCUACUUGGGCAAUAAAGUUGGCCGCUGAUCUCGAGUGGCUUGCUUUCAACAAAAUCAGCUUGGAAGCAUACCGAGCAGAAUCCUGGGCAUUCAACUUGCGACUCGAGUGCAAGGAUGGUCCUCUCAACAUUCUCCCUGACUCGUGGGCGUCUGAUGUUAGACAAUAUGUCGACUUUGGUGACACAAAGAUCUAUCUCUUUUAUGGUUCGAUGAAAGACAGUCUCGGAAAUCAGCAAUUGUCACUUGACAAGAAUUCUAUGGGCAUGUUACAGUCCAAAGGAGGAGUUGCCAUUGCAACCACUCUUAAAUUCGGUUCUAAGCUUGACUUGUUCAAAGAAUGGCUCAAAGUGGAAGACAUUAAAGUCUUUGGAGCCGCUGGCCCUGAAUUCUUUAUAUUGGGUGUUGAGUUGAAAAGAUUAACCUUAUUCCAAGACGAAAGCCUUUCCAUUGUUGGUCGAUUCCUUCUGUUUUAUAAUUCCGGAGGGAUUGCAAUCGGCCUUGAAGGGGAAUUUGGCCUGAAUCUUCCUGCCAUAUCCAACACUACCAUCGCUGGCACUGUCGAAGCCGGGAUUGACCUUUCGAAUGGCAGAUUGGCACUGGGAUUCACAACCCAGGAUAAUUUAAAAAACCUUUGCAAAGUUCAAGGUCUCGAUUUGGAUGCUAUUGUUAUCAGACUCUGGCUUGAUCCCGCGGCUGAAAUGAUACCUACCCGGUUUGAUCUUCACGGCGGUAUCAGGAUUCAAGGCAUCAACAAUGUUUCUGGCCAAUUCAUUGCCAAAGAUCCCCUCGAUUGCUAUAUUGAAGGCGAAAUAAAAAAUCUCAACCUCAUGAGUCUUCUCGGCAAAUUCGCAGCUGCGCUUGAUUUGCCCGAGGCAAUCCAGUCCUUCUUAAACAAUAACGGCAUAAAUCUCCAAUAUCUCGCAAUCCAGCUAGUACCGAAGGAUAUGGUUGACGUGACCAAUGGAAAGAUUCUGAGAAGAAGAUUCUAUUUUGAAGGCACACUCUCAUUAGUCAUAAACGGCGAUCCAAUUUGGGCCGGCUACACUUUAAUCGAUAUCAACGAUUCUGGCUUUGAGAUCAUCGCAUUGAUGGAGCCAAUUCAACUUGUUCAUGAGGACGUAUUCAGUUUGAAGCGGUUCCAAGACCCAAGUACCGCUCAGUACAAAUUGGAGUUGCCCAAAGUUAACCCGGACUAUCUUACUCCACGCAUGCUCAACGAAGGACCCGUCCUGAAGUUUGCAUCAAAAGGGCCAGACCCAGUUUUUGUUUCUGCGCAGCUCGCCUUCCUCGGUACAUAUCACACAUUGUAUGCUGUUGCGAAAGAGAGUGGCUUCUUCGCAACAUUCAAAAGUAAAGCCCCUAUUGGAAGCUUUGAGUUGACUGUCAAUCUUGUGCUAAAUUCGAAUAUCGAUGUUGUGUCUAUCCUCAUGCUCGAUCUUGGUGAACAAUUCCUUCAAAUUUCGGGCGCCCUGGGUUUGCUUGAUGGAGCAUUGGAUCCAAAAUCGUUUAAAAAAGCUUCUGAAUCGAGUACAUCUGUCAGCUUUUCUGGGACUUUGAAGAUUGGAAUAGCAUGGGCGGCCGGAAGAGAUCCUCUUUCCGUAGAAUUAUUUGGAAAGGUUCACGCCUUUGAUCAUGAUUGGGAUCUUGGGAGCAUUAGUGUGAAAAUCACAGAAGACGAUCUACGCACCCUACAAAACUUGGCCAGUCGGCUUUGGGAGUACAUAAAGAACGAGUUCAGUAACCUCGUCAUGGGCUGGAUCCGCGAUGCUGAAACUGCAGUCAAAACAGCCAUCGCAUUCAUCGAAGACAACUGGAAACUAGUUGAGCAAGAUCUGGCAAGACUAGUUGCCGAUUUGAAGGAUCUUCCCGUCGCGAGCGUCGUUGAGCCUGUGUUGAGAGAAUUGCAGACGACUUAUGAAGAUGCCAGAAGGGUCUAUGAAGAUUUGGGCUUCCAAACGUUUAUGGCGAUUAAAUUACUGAUACCCAUCUACGGCGAGAACCCGCCACCUGACCGCAGACCGGAUAAUCUGCCUGAUGUGCCUGAAGACAUUCUCGAUUUACCCAAACCCCCAGGACCCAGCGGCCCAAUGGGAAUUCCCAUAUCGUCAGACUUGCUUCGCGGGCUUCCUGGGUUUGAAAACCCUCCACAAAAGCCUACACCCGCUCCCGAGCCAGUACCGGUUCCUGCAACACCCGCUACAAAUCCCUUCGCAGAUAUUCCCAUCAGUUUCCCAUUCUCUACUCAAAAACCUGCAUCUGGAUCCGGAGAUAUUUUCAAAGGUUUCAUCAACGGAUUCGGAAUUUCAAACAACGUUUCUGAAGAUGUCUUGGCUGCAGCCGAAGCUGAAGAAGAAUCAAUAACCCUGGAAGCGGCACCCGAAGAUGUCCAUACUCCUUUGCAACAAGCUUCGGGCGUACCCCUUAAUGCCGUACCGCAACCCAAUGUAAUUGUGGCUCGGUUGCCGACCUGGUAUACCAAUGAGAUUGAGCAAUACCUGGAGUCUACAAUUACGCAGUCUAAUUCAAGCUUGAGCCACGCGGAAGCAGCGCCUGUCCACAACGUGAUUCGCCAAAUCGCAAGCUUUAGCAAAGGAGAAGUCGUCAAUAUUGCCAAAAGCUUGCGACUUUCUGGAUUUUCUGAUGCGGAUAUUCAAAAAGCUUAUCAAGACUCGUUUGGUCAGGACAUGCCACCCCAAGUACUUGCGCGUGUUUAA
This is a messenger RNA of Talaromyces stipitatus ATCC 10500, 7671 nucleotides long. RefSeq lists its product as uncharacterized. The transcript is spliced from 18 exons. The record is from RefSeq and is a predicted model, not a curated record. The coding region runs from base 1 to 7671 and encodes 2556 amino acids. Lineage: Eukaryota; Fungi; Ascomycota; Eurotiomycetes; Eurotiales; Trichocomaceae.